Molecule: messenger RNA, 880 nt
Organism: Esox lucius (northern pike)
Lineage: Eukaryota; Metazoa; Chordata; Actinopteri; Esociformes; Esocidae
Gene: egr2a
Product: early growth response 2a
Exons: 2
Biological process (GO): regulation of transcription by RNA polymerase II
Molecular function (GO): DNA-binding transcription factor activity, RNA polymerase II-specific; RNA polymerase II cis-regulatory region sequence-specific DNA binding
Source: RefSeq, a predicted model, not a curated record
AUGACCGAUAAAAAGGACUCACCCCCUUCGUCCCUGGUGUCUACCUCAACUUAACCACUGCAUCUUUAUGCAGGAACUGUGAGCUGCAACAUGGCACAGAGUCAACAUGAUAUAAACCACAUGUAUGCUCUGCCACCUUAUUCUGGUAGCGGAGAAAUGUACCAGGACCAAUCAACCUACUUGGCAAAUUCGACCUGCCCCACAUCCUAUCCACAGCCCUCCUACUCAUACACGUCACCAAAGUCAUCAGUGGACAGCACUCUGUUAACCAUCAUGCCAGACUACAGUGGGUUCUACCAGCCAAAUUGCCAACGUGAUAUACAGGCUUUUCCUGAUAGAAAAGCAUUGUCAUUUUCACUGGAUUCUCUGAGGGUUCCUCCGCCUCUGACGCCUCUGAACACGAUACGUAAUUUUACGCUUGGGGGACCUGCAGUGGAAACCCCUUGUUUACCCAAUCCUUACAACACUCCAAAUGUACAGCUUAGGCCAAUACUGAGACCCAGAAAGUAUCCCAACCGCCCAAGCAAGACACCUGUCCAUGAGCGACCAUACCCGUGCCCAGCAGAGGCCUGUGACAGGAGGUUCUCCCGGUCCGACGAGUUAAGCAGACACGUCAGGAUCCACACCGGACACAAGCCUUUUCAGUGCCGCAUCUGCAUGCGCAGUUUCAGUCGCAGCGACCACCUAACUACACACAUUCGCACGCACACUGGAGAAAAACCCUUUUCCUGCGACCACUGUGGAAGAAAGUUUGCCAGGAGUGAUGAGAGAAGGAGACAUGCAAAAAUCCACUUAAGACAAAAAGAUAAAAAGUAAUGAAUGACCCUGUGACAAGUUAUUAAUUUGGGUUCAUUUAUUUAUGGUUUAGACAAACGUUGUU